Messenger RNA from Daucus carota subsp. sativus, 1937 nucleotides. RefSeq names its product mitotic checkpoint serine/threonine-protein kinase BUB1. Gene Ontology annotation, biological process: meiotic sister chromatid cohesion, centromeric; mitotic spindle assembly checkpoint signaling; protein phosphorylation. Bases 140 to 1726 code for a protein of 528 amino acids. Gene Ontology annotation, molecular function: ATP binding; protein kinase activity. The record is from RefSeq and is a predicted model, not a curated record. The transcript is spliced from 14 exons. NCBI's taxonomy places the organism in Eukaryota, Viridiplantae, Streptophyta, Magnoliopsida, Apiales, Apiaceae.
GUGAGGUGGAGUACCAUCCACUGUACAAUAUACUGUGGUUUCUAAAUUCGAAAUUUUCUUUUCCCCGCUCUCCCUCGUCACAAGCUCUCACGCCUGAUAUCUCUCAUUGAAGUCCUCUGCCAGCUUCUCCGCCGAAAUCAUGACCGCCGUUUCCGAUGCUCCGGUCGAUUCCACCGCCGAUCCUCUUUUCCCCUGGCUCCGGUCAAUUGAAAAAACACUAAUUAAUCUCAAAUCAAACGCCGACGCCGAUGAUUCGCAACUUUAUCAGCUUGCAUCUGACUGUGUUCACACUUUCAAGAACGAUAUUCGCUACCAAAACGACGUCAGAUUCCUCAAAAUUUGGUUUCUCUAUAUGGAUGGCAGUUCGGAUUUUAAGAGUGUUUUUAGAGAAAUGCAGCAAUGCAAUAUUUGUGUACACAAUUCAGUGCUUUACGAGUCGUAUGCGUUGUUUCUUGAAGUGAAGGGGAUGUUGCGUGAAGCUCAUUCUGUUUAUCAAUUAGGCAUUUCCAGGAAUGCUGAGCCUAUAGAGAGGUUGAAGAAAAGACUGGCCUUAUUCUAUGAGAGAAUGACGGCAAUUGUGAAUGCUUGUUCAGAUAAGAAGAUAAAUUCCAGUGUUAUGUUGAAGAGCGGAGAAACUAUCAAUCCAUGGUCGAUUAGUACCAUCACAGAUUUAUUGCAAAAAAUGAAGGCUAGUAUCUCAAAAUACAAGGGAUACCAUUCGAUUUCUAAAGCAUAUCCAGGGAAAGUGGCAUUAUCUACACUGGCAAAGUCAAUUAGGAAUAAGGUUAUUAUUGAUAUAGGUGGCAAGAAGUAUCAGAUCAUAGGUUGUGCUGGUCAGGGUGGAUUUGCACAAGUAUUCAAAGCAUAUGUCAAUAGUAAUCCCGAAGAUGUUGUUGCCUUGAAGAUACAAAAGCCAGCUUUUCCUUGGGAGUUUUACAUGUAUCGGCAACUUGAUAUGAGGAUUCUUGGCAGAGAAAGGUCGAGCUUUGGAUUUGUGCACAAAUUGCAUCUCUAUUCUGAUUAUAGUAUACUUGUCUCUAAUUAUCUCUCACACGGAACGCUUCAGGAUGCAAUAAAUUCGAACGUGGUAAUUGGAGGAAGCAUGGCGGAAGUCCUAUGUAUUUAUUACACCAUUGAGCUUCUUUCCAUGCUGGAAGCAUUGCAUGCAUCUAGGAUUGUUCAUGGUGAUUUCAAGCCUGAUAACUUACUUAUUCGAUAUGCAAGGGAUGAGCUCACAGAAAAUGAUUUUCAUGGUCGUACUGGCCCUUGGGAGGAUCAGGGACUUUGCUUAGUGGACUGGGGUAGGGGAAUAGACUUGAGUCUCUUUCCUGAGAAGACAAAAUUCACGGGAGACUGUCGAACCUCUGGAUUUCGCUGCAUUGAGAUGCAAGAAAAUAAGCCAUGGACAUUUCAGGCAAAUACCUACGGUCUCUGUGUUAUUGUCCAUAUGAUGCUUCACAACUCAUAUAUGGAAACUGAAAAGAAGAUGUCAUCUAGUGGAAGCUAUAUUAAUCUACCGAAAGCACCUUUCAAGAGAUAUUGGCAAAUUGACCUUUGGAAGAACCUUUUCUCGGAGCUGCUUAACAUUAGUCCUGACCAUGAUCACAUUGAGUCAUUACGGAGCAUAAGAAAGUCAUUUCAGGAUUAUAUGUGCUCAAAACCACAGCGGAUAAAAGAUCUAAAGCAGUCACUUGUGAAACAAAGACAAUCCAUGUGUUCAGCUUAGGAAUUAUUUCAUUCACUAUCCCUUAUUAUACAUCAAGGUUUGAUUUCAAGGAACAGGAAAAAUUGGUAAGGCCCCUUGAUUUGGUAUCCCUUUCAACAAAGCUAAUGGAAAUGUAGCCUGCUGCAUUAUUGGCUGACAAAUCAUGUACUGCAUCUUAGUUUUCUUAAUUCAAGCAUAUUAUAUUUACUGCAUUAAUAUAACUCCCUCCGUC